AGGCAUCUUACGUGGGGGCAUCUGCACAUUUUAUCUUCACAAUUCUUUGAGCUAGAUUGGGUAAGAGAGGCUGACUGUCCCCAAAGUCAACCAGUGAAUUACCUUUGUGUGGAACCAUGAACCUGGCUCUGUCCAGUCCAGCUCCAAGACCUUAACCACACACUACACUAGCUGUCUGUAGCAGUUCAUACAAAUACUUCCCGCAACUUCCUACAAACCACUGGGUUUAAAGAGAAUAGAGGAGCAAUGCAGUGGUGUGAAAGAUAGUGCUCAGAAAGAUUCGCGGCGGAAAUGGUUGACAGCAGCUUUCCUUCUCUCAUCUGCCAUGCUGGGUUACCUUUUAAGUGGAAGCUACUUGCUCAGUGAAGAUGGAGUUACAGACGUGUUGGCCUAUCGUGGUGAAAGCAUCCCAGACAAAUUCAUUGAGGUACCCUGCUCAGAGGAUUAUGACCGCUAUAAACGGUUUGAAGGCUGUACCCCUCGGAAGUGUGGAAGAGGGAUAACAGAUGCCAUAAUUAACGAGGAAGAAGCUGAGAGAAUCCGUAGAAUAGCAGAGAGGGGACUAUCCCUGGGAGGAUCGGAUGGAGGGGCUUCAAUUCUAGAUUUGCACUCUGGAGCCCUUUCUUUGGGGAAGCAUUUUGUUAAUAUAUACAGCUACUUUAAUGAUAAAAUCCAUGACACCUUCACAGAAGAGGAUUUUCAGUUAUACCGUGACGUGAGGCAGAGAAUCCAACAAAAAGUAGCUCUUGCUUUUGGUAUCAGCUCAUCUUCCAUGUAUUUGACAAAACCAACUUUCUUCUCUAGAAUAAAUAACUCAGAAGCAAAGACAACCCAUGAUGAAUAUUGGCAUCCUCAUAUUGACAAGGUGACCUAUGGCUCCUUUGAUUACACAUCACUGCUUUACCUCUCAGACUAUUCAGAAGACUUUGGUGGUGGACGGUUUGUCUUUAUGGAUGAAGGUGCAAAUAGGACUGUAGAACCUCGAGCAGGCCGGGUUUCCUUUUUCACAUCUGGCUCGGAGAACCUCCACCAUGUUGAAAAGGUCCACUGGGGCACUCGCUAUGCCAUCACCAUUUCUUUUACCUGCAAUCCUGACCAUGGUAUCAGGGAUCCUGUUCUAACGUAACAGGUGGUGGCCAGAUGGAUUGGCAAGAGAAACUCUGUGCAGGGGGAAAAAAGAAACAUUUAAAUUACCAUGUAAAUUCCACUGAAUUUUAUCUGAAGUAAAUUGUAUGUGUAUUUUUUUUUUUACUUCGUUUCCUUCUAAGUGUUGCAAAAACAGUGCCUUAAGGUCCAUAUUUCUAAGUUUCCUAUAACAUUGCUUUUAUAAGAUAGUAAUAAAAAAUGAUUUGACUUUUCCUUUCCAGCUUUUUAGGAUACUGCACAACAGGGCUGGAAACACUAUCGUUCCACCAUUUAGUCACUUCAAAUAUUCCUUUCAUUAGUUCUCAAAAUCACAAUUUGUGAUGCCCUAUGAAAUAUGUUGACAGAUUGACUCAGGAAUAUAUUGCAAAGGAGUUUCAUCAUGCCUUUUUCCCAACUCCACCAAUCCUUCAUCUUUCCAUGGUGUUGUUUAUAUUUUGGAAAAAAACUGGAAUACCUGUAAACAUUGAUUUAUAGCCUUAAUCAUUUGCAAUUUUACACAAGAGUAUCCCUCAGUUCUGUGGACACUGCAAAGUAUCAAGUUUUUGUUUUAAAUCCUUAUUGCAAUAUGUUCCUCCUUGGAAGGAGCCAUGUGCUUUGGUGAUUGGAAUUAUUAUCCCUGUGGAAACCAGUUGUAUAUGAUCUGAGCCAUGAUUUCAUAUAAUCAGCUAGGAGGAGGCUGUUCAGAAUAAAAUAAAACUACUGAAUAAUGUGCUUAAUAAUGGGUCAAUUUCUCUAUUUGCCUGGCGGGAAAAAAGGCUCAUCAGCUUGUUUAGUCUUACAGUCUUAGAUUAUAAAUAUUCAAGUGAUCUGAAAAUCCAUUAAAGUUUGCCUUGGAAUAAA
Messenger RNA from Candoia aspera, 1986 nucleotides. It is a transcript of the gene OGFOD3, whose product is annotated as 2-oxoglutarate and iron dependent oxygenase domain containing 3. Gene Ontology annotation, molecular function: L-ascorbic acid binding; oxidoreductase activity, acting on paired donors, with incorporation or reduction of molecular oxygen; iron ion binding. Gene Ontology annotation, cellular component: membrane. Lineage: Eukaryota; Metazoa; Chordata; Lepidosauria; Squamata; Candoiidae. The transcript is spliced from 9 exons. The record is from RefSeq and is a predicted model, not a curated record. Bases 326 to 1126 code for a protein of 266 amino acids.